Anarrhichthys ocellatus (wolf-eel) is the source of this 7697-nucleotide messenger RNA. Its product is annotated as thyrotropin-releasing hormone-degrading ectoenzyme. Gene Ontology annotation, cellular component: membrane; cytoplasm. NCBI's taxonomy places the organism in Eukaryota, Metazoa, Chordata, Actinopteri, Perciformes, Anarhichadidae. The transcript is spliced from 15 exons. Gene Ontology annotation, molecular function: metalloaminopeptidase activity; peptide binding; zinc ion binding. Gene Ontology annotation, biological process: proteolysis; peptide catabolic process. The record is from RefSeq and is a predicted model, not a curated record. Bases 2311 to 4086 code for a protein of 591 amino acids.
UGAAACUACAGAAGCAGUCAUUUGUAAUCAUUGCAGAAGAAGUAAGAACUACAGAGGAUUGAAAAGGCUCUCCAGUGUAAAGUUAAUUAUAUUUAGUGUUUGUCAGGAGGCCUGAACACACUGAACCAGCGUGAGAGGGUACCGACUCACUGCUAACGUCAGCAGCCCGCUGGAUGAAGGCUGAAAUCCCUUCAAAGCAGGAGAACAAAAAUCAAAUGUAAACUGUCAUGUUUGAUGAAAGAGGAGCUCGGCAGCAGUUCGGCUGAUGGAGGACAAAAAUCAAAGAGCCGAAAACUGAUUUCAGCGCGAUUCGAUCAGAAUUUAAUAAUUAAACAGAGAAAUCUCCCUAAUGCUGAUUUGAUCCUCCGUGUUCCCGGCAGAUUGAAUACGUCCGCCUGGUUUUAAGGGUUCAUGACUUCAUUUAUAGACCCGAGCUUAUUUCUGCAGUAAAGAUCUCAUGCAGCCAGUUCAUUGUGUUGAUCAGCAGUUUGAGUUCAGAGGAUUGUUGUUGGUGGAAAAGAAGUAUAAGAUAUUAAAAAUCCUGCUUUCAAAAUGUUACGAAAAAUACAAAAGUAUGAUCAUCAAAACACACUUCAAGUAGUUUUAAUGGUGAAGCUAAUUUGAAAUUGAGGAUCCAUAUUCUUCAUAUAUAUUUGCAAUAUCUCUCUUGUAGUUAAACAAACUGAACUGAAGAUAUCUUUUCUGUUUAAAAAGUGAAAGUGUGUUUUUGAAUGGAGCUCUGCAGACAGAACGUCUCACCCUGUUAGUGCAGCAGCAUCAUCUGUUGGUGUUCAGUUUCCCCGUAAACCGCAGCUCUGCCUCGGGGAGUUCAACGAGCCGCCUGUUGAGCCAGGCAGCCGCCGAACAGCCUGCCAGCUCCCACAGGGUGGUCGGUUUGAAUCCCUGCCCAGACACAGUCGACCUUGCCAGAGAGUCGGAGGAAGUUAGUAUGCAUGUGUGGACUCAUUCUUCUGCUGUGUGCCCAUACAGGUGGAGAUAUACUUGUAUUCCAAUUCAAGUCACUUUAUAGACAUUCAUCCAUCUCUGAUGCGCUGUGGGAGCCCUUUGGGUUGCACUCUGUCCCAGUUUAGCUCCAGUUGGCUCCAGCAAAACUCUACACGAGCCAGUGUUGUUGUAGGUCUGAGAAGAGAGGUUGUUGUGUGCUUCACGGGGACAGACUGAGGACUCUGGGCGACAUGAUUAAACCUGACUUGUUUCAACUGCAGUGUAAAGUGAUGCAAAUAGGACUUAAACACACACACACACACACACACACAGCCUCGCUCGCUCUCUACUUUACAUACAGACUUUGAUCAGUUGAAGGACAAUUUACUGCAGGAACACUGCCAAAUAUGCAGAGUAACACACACACACGCACACACACACACUCACACACUCUGGGCCGAGGUAUAAAACUGCAGCGUGUCUCUUUCCUGCUUUAAUGACGUGUUUAAAGUGAAUUUAGAAGGUAAACUUUUUUCUCUUUUUUUUAAGAUCGUCUGCCAUCCGCUCUGCAGCCGAAGCUUUAAAGGGAACGUUCAGACUCGGAAACAAAGCUGGCAGCGAUGCGCAUUCGUUCCCACAAUGUUGCACCGUUUUCAUUCAGGCCGCGUUGCCAGGAAACAGCCUCGGUCCAAAGGCAUUACUCUCGCGGCCGUACGUUCCACUAUCAGCAGAGUUCAGUCUAUUUUUCUACGUGCGGCGCUUUCAUUAAACUCUACCGUUGCUUCACCCUGACGAGGUUCUAAAGGCGCCCUGAGAAAUGAUGCAGGAGUCCUGUCAGGCUGAGCGCCAAACCCACGGCUGGCUUUUGUCAAACUUUGGAGCAAUGUUGCCGGUUUCCCCUCCGGUGUUGCUGAUGAACGAGACCUGCUUCAUCGCGUCGGCCCUCUGGUGGUUUGGAUCCAUCAGGUGGAGACCAAGACGGUCCUUCUUGGCUGUGGCAUUGUGCAUUGUUGCCAUGCUAGCAGUUGGUCUGUUGGUCCAUCACUUUGGUUCACAAACAACAGCUAUUGAAUUGAUUGCCCUGAACAUGCAUGUUCCCCAGAGGAUGAGUCCUACGGACGUUGGUUAUCCCCUGUCUCUGGCGCAACGAUGAAGCUGACAUUGUUGGUUGUUGUGAAAUAUAGAAACAACUGUUGGAUGGAUUGCCUUGAAAUGAGGUUCAGACAUUCAUGUUCCCCAGAGGAUGAGUCGUAUGAACCUUGAGUGUGAACCAGUGUGCUUUUCUUUGGACAUUUGCUUCCUUAAACACUUCACCAGAACAUAAAUCGUUUCCGAUAAAUGAAUUAUAUUUGACAUAAGAACCACAUGCAAUCAUCUCUGCUGUGUGUCUUUCAGUGGUUCGGGGAUCUGGUGACUCCGGUCUGGUGGGAGGACGUCUGGUUGAAAGAAGGUUUUGCUCAUUUCUUCGAGUACGUCGGCACCGACUUCCUCUUCCCAAAGUGGAACAUGGAGAAGCAGCGUUUCCUGACCGAUGUCCUCCAUGAGGUGAUGCUAUUGGAUGGGCUUAGUACCUCCCACCCAAUCUCCCAGGAAGUGGAACAGGCGACGGACAUCGACCGAGUCUUUGACUGGAUCGCCUACAAAAAAGGGGCGGCGUUGAUCCGGAUGCUGGCUAAUGUGAUGGGACAGACGCUGUUCCAGAAAGGACUUAAUGAUUACCUGCUGAGUCACAUGUACAGCAACGCAGACAGAGACGACCUGUGGAGCAAACUGUCUCGGGCCAUGCGUUCAGAGGGGCGGGACAUCGACAUCGGGCAGAUGAUGGACAGGUGGACUCUGCAAAUGGGCUACCCCGUUGUUACCAUCAGCAAGAACCAAUCAGAGCAGCUCACCACUCAUUACAUCACCAUCAGCCAGGAGCACUUCCUGUACGGGCAGGAACACAGGAGCAACAACAGUUUACAGUGGCAGAUUCCUCUGACGGUGGCUGUGGGGAAUGCAUCCAGUGUUUGUGCAGAGAGCCUCAUCUGGAUCAACAACAAGACAGAAACCCACAGGAUUGGACGGAUGGACGACACCACCUGGUUGUUGGGCAACAUCAACCAAACGGGAUACUUCCGCGUGAACUAUGACCUCCAGAACUGGAAACUGCUGAUUCAACAGCUCCACAACAACCCUCAAAUCAUCUCCGUUGGAAACAGAGCCGGACUUAUCGACGAUGCCUUCAACCUGGCCAGGGCCGGGUACCUCCCACAGGGCGUUCCCUUGCAGCUGAUUGGCUACCUGCCAGAGGAGCCGUCCUUCCUGCCGUGGCACUCUGCCAGCCGAGCGCUCUACCAGCUGGACAAACUGCUGGACCGCACAGACGAAUACAGCCUGUUCAGUGACUAUGUGCUGAAGCAGGUUGCAUCACGGUACCAUCAGACGGGUUGGCCAACAAACGGGCCCGGCAGCGAGGGCAACGUGUUGCAGGCGUCCUACCAGACUGAGGAGUUACAGAGGGAGCUAAUCAUGUUAGCAUGUAGCUUCGGGAACAAACAGUGCCACCGUCAGGCCGUCGCCUACAUCUCUGACUGGAUCUCCAGCAACAAGAACAGGAUUCCUCCCAACAUCAGAGACAUAGUUUACUGCACCGGGGUGAGUCUGAUGGACGAGGACGUGUGGGAGUUCAUCUGGAUGAAGUUUCACUCCACCAACGCCAUCUCAGAGAAGAAGAUCCUGCUGGAGGCUCUGACCUGCUCGGACAACACCUUCCUCCUCAACAGGCUACUGAACCUGUCUCUGACCUCAGACCUGGUCCCAGAGCAGGACGUGAUCGACGUCAUCAUCCACGUGGGCAGAAACUCGCAGGGCCGAAACCUCGCCUGGAAGUACUUCAGAGAAAAGUGGGACAUCCUCAACGCUCGCUAUGGUGAAACGUUGUUCAUGAACUCGAAGCUCAUCGGCGGAGUCACGGAGUUCCUGAACACCGAGCGAGAGCUCAACGAGUUGAAGGAGUUCAUCCAGUCCAGCGGUUUGGGGGCGGGGCCUGCUAUGCCGCGGGCGCUGGAGAUCGUCGAAGGCAACGUACGCUGGCACCGCCUUCACCGGCGGCAGUUCUUCCAGUGGCUUCGCAAACCUCUGAGCUCCGUCCUCGGCUAACGCUACACCAGCUAGCUAGAGUGACGCAACUGCAGACUGGCUGCUAACGCACUGCUAGCUUACAGAUGCAGUUAAUUAGAAUGAAAGAAAACAAGAGAAUGAAGGAGAUUGACUUGACUGGUUAUUCAGCUGGUUUCUCUGCUGGUUUUUCUUUUAAAGAAAAUUGUUUACAAACUCUUUAUUUCAGAUGUAUUGUUUAUUUUUUUCAAAACUGCUAGCUAGCUAGCAGUCACUGGUUCAGUAAUUGUUAGCUAGCAACUCGCCUAAAAACUCCGCAAUGACUAAAUUGCCCCCAAGACAUUCACACCGCCAACUCAACGCUUGGUCUGUGGCCCAAACUAAGACCCUCCAGGUACCCCUCUAGUGUCAGCUUUGGACUUAUCAGGGACGGCGUCCCAGUUUUCCCCCUCAUUGCACAAAGUCUCCACGGUAGAAUUACUUAGUUUUAGGUUUACUGGCGCAACAAGACUACUUAGGGUUGGGCUUGGGAAAAGAUUGUGGUUUGGUUGAAUAUAAGUAUGAUUGUUACAUAAAACAAUGAUGUUUGUUGUGUAACUGGCAUUACCUAAGUACACAAGUUACGUGACAAAACAUGAACAGAGGUCCUCCUGGGUUAAAGUCCUGUCGUUCAUUUAAACCCAUCGAAGCGGACUUUCUCGCUCUUUAUACAGAAGUCUAAUAAUGACGCAGAUGAGUUUACAUUGACGUUAGAUGAAAGCUCGGUGCGAGGGCAUUGACCAUCCAUCGGUGUUUGAUGAGUUUGGGGUGAGAACGUGUUGACGAUGGACACAGAGAGAAGAAUCUACUGUCUGAUGAGCAACAGCAGCCAACAACGGAUGAUCUGACCAACAACUUAUCAAACUUCAACAUUACAAACAUUUCGGUACAACAGAAAGAUAAAUCCUGUUAAAUGCCCACACACAUUCCCACACCCGUGUUUAUCUGAUAAACAUUUAGUUUCUAAUACAUUAAGCCCACAAAUACAAUCAGAAAUAUUUUGAAAUUGGCAAAAUAAAAUAUUACAUGCGUUAGUAUGGUCUUUGUUUUCAGGCAGUUUUGUGUAAACUACAAACUUAACAGAUCAAUACAUCAUUAGAAUUCUGUGGAACCUUCUUAACAUACAGGUUGGAAGUUGUGAUGCGACCUUAAAUGAGUUAAAUGCCAUCAGUUAGAGCCUCGUGGCUCCAGUCCAAUACCCUCACUAACCAGAGACCCACAACAGUUUGAAUCGGACCUUCCUGUGUUUGUUACAUUAAAUCAGCCGACAUUAAAAGGCAGAUUAACCAUCAGUCAGCUGCAUGUCGAUCAUUGAACAUGUAAUUAACCCAACAUGGACUUGGUGUCCUCUGAUCACAGCACUCAGAGGACUCAUUAACGUACCACAGCAUUCAAACUGCUUCAGCUUGAAUUUAAAAAGCAACUUUGUUUUUUUUCAGGAUUAAAAACUGCAGCAGUGUACCUCGAAUAUGAAAAGCUUGUAAUAACUUGAAAACUUUGCUCUAAACCACAGAGAACGCUGCAUGUGGAGCCAGUAGUGAUGCUGUGGUCUGUUUAGUGUUUGAAACACCAGAGCUGGAAAACCGUUUAAAAAAGCUGAAAGUGAAGACAAACUAUCAAGGCUAGUUCUCACAUACAAGCCAUGAUGGGAUGUAGCAAAGGUGCAAUGGAGACUCAAUCUGUCAAUAUUUAGAAAUUUAGUUGGAUCGACAAACUUGGAAGAUACAUUUUUGACAAUCCUCAACCAAAACUGACCGAUGAAUUAAACAUGUUCAAACCUGAUGUGACGUGGAAAGACCAGAAGAUUAUUGAAAUACAAAAUAAUAAUUCAUGUUUGAAAGAAAACAUACAAAGAGCAUUACAGUCGCAAGAAACAAUAUUUCAUUGAGACUAUUCUCUACCCAGUUCUCCUUGUAGCAACUUAAAUUAUGACACUAAAAAGCACUAAUUUUAAUAGUGAAAUGGCAGAAAGUAAGAUAAAAAUAGGGAACGAUUUUAACACAGCUCACAUUAAAAUAGUUUUCCCCGACUCAACCCACCUGAAAUCUGUCAGCCAACGAAUUUUCUCGUUAUUUAAAGGCCAUGAAAAACGGUAACUCCCAAGAUUGACUGACUGAAUAAAGAAACUGACAGAUAGAUGAGAAAGUGCAAAGAAUGUUUCUCGCAAGGAGUUCGGGGUCUAUACGUAACACUGACCGCUCCUAUGACAACCUUUUGGAGAUUAGAACGUUGGUUUCAUAAAGCACAAAAACCAUAAAGUUGUCUGAUGAAGCACAUCUUUCUCAGCUGCUACACAGAAACUUAAGUGACAACAAAGACUAGCAUUUAUUUAUUUUUAGCUUUCAAGCAAUCUUUUUUUUUUGUCCCCCAGAAUGAUUCAAAGUGGUGACGAGACAAUUGCUGUUUAUGCCGAGUGUCUUUAUAUGCAGAUGAUGUGGUGUUUUUAAAUGAAGCUGAUGAUUCAAACUUAGUGAGGAGAUCUUUAAAGAGGACGGACUCUGCAGCAUGGUGGAUUCUAACAGUGUUACAUGAAAGAGUCAGCAAGGGGCAGCAUGAAAUUUGGACUUUUCAAGGCUUUGAAUUUUAGUGUGAUGGAUUCUUCAGUGGAGAACAUCAUUCUAUGAAAAGGAUUCUACGGAUAGAAACAGCUCGACGUCUGCAGUGCGAUAGAUUCUAAGAUGCGACGGACUUCACAGCCAUACUGACUGAUAACUCCACAGUUUGACCGAUUUGAGGGAAUGAUGGCAGAAGAGCAGUGCUACGGAUACUACAAGUCUGGUUUUACAGCGUGAUGGAUUUUGGACUGCUUUAAGUUUUAAAUGAUACCGACAGACUCGAGAGUCUUGGAAAUAAUGAACACAAAAAGCCCCGGAGGAACAAACCUGUGGGGUCAACUCCAAAGUAAAGCAAAACCUUUGGAGACGUGACUUUUAAGAAUUUAGAAAAAUACUUAAAAUGAAUAAAAUCAUGAUGAAGUCUGGUGCGUUGAACCUCCGUUCUGUUGAACAGACUUUGUGAAGUUAUUCCUCUUUUGGUAGAUCCGGCUUUUGGUGUUAAUAAUUGAGCCAUAUAUGAAUUAAUAGGCCUGCCUGCUUCUAUACACUGUGUGUCCAGUGGUGUGUGUGUGUGUGUGAUGAAGAUGAUGAUGGUGACGAUAAUGACUGCUGUGCCAGUUAAGAUGAUUACAAUUAUAAUUGAAAUUAUUAUGAUUAUGAUCAGGGUGAUGAUGGAUCUGAUGACGGUCGAGUCAGUGAUGCUAAUUGUUGAUGAUGUGACAAUGCUAAUUAGCAUUAGUAUUAUUAUGCUAAUGAUCCAGUGCAUUUCAAACCUUUAUUGUCCUGUCAGGGAAACUUGGUUUACAGAUGUAAAGCACACAUGUAAAAUAAACACUGUAAAACAUACAAAUACGAUAUUAAAAAUUAAAAUGUGACGUUAAAGAUGUUGAUGAAGAUGGUGUUCAUGAUGAUUAUAAUCAUAAUGAUGAUGAUGAUGAUGAUGUUGACUUGGACGGAAACAGGAAGUGUCAGAGACGGGUUUAAUGCUACUUCCUGUUUGCACCGCUGUGGUUUCCCUGUGUUUUUGGGUUGGACGAUAUUAAAAUGGUUAACCUUGUG